Molecule: messenger RNA, 393 nt
Organism: Hirundo rustica (Barn swallow)
Lineage: Eukaryota; Metazoa; Chordata; Aves; Passeriformes; Hirundinidae
Product: feather keratin 1-like
Exons: 2
Coding region: 1-393 (130 amino acids)
Cellular component (GO): intermediate filament
Molecular function (GO): structural constituent of cytoskeleton
Source: RefSeq, a predicted model, not a curated record
AUGCAAGAGCUGUAUAAAAGCAGGUUCUCCUCCUCACUCUCACAUUCACUCCUCUCACCUCCAUCUCCUUGGAACAAGCCCCAAGACAUGUCCUGCUACAGCCCGUGCCGGCCCUGCCAGCCCUGCGGCCCCACCCCGCUGGCCAACAGCUGCAAUGAGCCCUGUGUCAGGCAGUGCCAGGACUCCCAUGUGGCCAUCCAGCCCUCGCCCGUGCUGGUGACCCUGCCCGGCCCCAUCCUCAGCUCCUUCCCUCAGAACACCGCCGUGGGAUCCUCCACCUCUGCUGCUGUUGGCAGCAUCCUCAGCUCUCAGGGAGUGCCCAUCAACUCUGGGGGCUUUGGCCUCUCUGGCUUGGGCAGUGGCCUCUGUGGCACGAGGUGCCUCCCCUGCUAA